ACAGGCCGGCCGGCCCAGAGAAGGAGGGGACACUGCUGGAGCAGGAGAGCUCAGGGCUUUGGAUCCUGGCUGUGGCCAGCCGAGAGGAUCAUGCCCAGGCCCCGCUGACCCCUGGCUACCAGCUCAGAGCCAUGUCAUCAGGCCAGCAGGUGUGGCACACAGCCACGCCACGCCACAGCCGGAGCAGUCCCACAGCCACAGUGCCCAGGACCCCCAGCUCAGCCAGCAGUCCCAGGUCACCCAGCUCAGCCAGCGGCCCCAGGUCCCCCAGCACCCCUGGCUCAGAGAAGGUGGCCUCCCCACUAGAGUGCUCCAUCUGCUUCUCUGGCUAUGACAACAUCUUCAAGACACCCAAGGAGCUGUCCUGCACCCACGUCUUCUGCCUGGAGUGCCUGGCACGGCUGGCAGCCGCCCAGCCAAUGGGCCAGCCUGGUAGUGAGGCUGUGCCCUGCCCAUUCUGCCGGCAGCCCACGGCUGUGCCCGCUGCCGGGGCCCCCGCGCUGCGCACCAGCCGCCAGCUGCAGGCCAGGAUGCCGGCGCACCUGCAGCAUGAGGAGCCUGUGUGGCUGGAAGGCACCAGGCUGUGCUGCUGCCCCCCGCCCACUGCGCCUGGCCUCACAGCACCCGGGUUCAUGUGCGUGGACGUGGGCCUGAGGAAGCCCGCUGAGCCCGCUGCGCCCCCACCCACCCUGGGCCCCACCCGCCCCCAGGGCCGCCUGGCCCACUGCUGGGCGCGCUGCCGGGCCUGGAGGCGUGUGGCACUUGUCACGGCCCUGCUGCUCCUGCUCUUCUGUGUGGUGCUCUGGCCCGUGCAGUGUGCGCUCAAGACCGGGAACCUGCGCUGCCUCCCCCGGGCCCCCACCACUGCUGCCACCGCCGCUGCCUUCUCCCUCGGGCCUCUGGCCGACAACUAGGGCCAGCCACCCUGCCCAGCCUCAUGGGUGGAGCCCACGCUGGCGUUACAGGGUGCAGCAGCUGUUGGCAGUUGGUCACCAGGAGCCAGAGGAGCCCCAGCAUCUCUGAGGACCCCAGAUUCCAUUCAUCCCCCUGCCCCCCGCUCUCUGGGGCUGGGUCCUGAUGGGGUGGACAGAAGGGCCCCCAAAGCCUCCAAAAAUCACAGGCUCCCAUGGGCCCCAGAGACCCCCGACCCCCUUCAUACAGAUGGGGAAACUGAGAUCCAGGAGAGAGUCUGCCGAGGCCCCUCCUUGUACAAUCGCCUGCAGGUGCAGCUCCUUACUGAGAAGGGAGGGGUUCACCAUCCACCCAUGGCUCCUUCCCAUACCCCUUCCCUGGACAGGGCUGGCCCCUGCCCCUGGGUGGGUGCAGACCCUGCCCUCUGGCCACGGAGUCCACCCCUCAGUGCCCAUCCCACUCUCCUGAACUGUACAUUUUUAAAUAAAUUAUUUUGUAUCCA
Molecule: messenger RNA, 1414 nt
Organism: Equus quagga
Lineage: Eukaryota; Metazoa; Chordata; Mammalia; Perissodactyla; Equidae
Gene: RNF223
Product: ring finger protein 223
Exons: 2
Coding region: 132-914 (260 amino acids)
Biological process (GO): protein ubiquitination
Molecular function (GO): ubiquitin protein ligase activity
Source: RefSeq, a predicted model, not a curated record